Molecule: messenger RNA, 2948 nt
Organism: Platichthys flesus (European flounder)
Lineage: Eukaryota; Metazoa; Chordata; Actinopteri; Pleuronectiformes; Pleuronectidae
Gene: foxa1
Product: forkhead box A1
Exons: 2
Coding region: 15-1238 (407 amino acids)
Biological process (GO): anatomical structure morphogenesis; regulation of transcription by RNA polymerase II; cell differentiation
Molecular function (GO): RNA polymerase II cis-regulatory region sequence-specific DNA binding; protein domain specific binding; DNA-binding transcription factor activity, RNA polymerase II-specific
Source: RefSeq, a predicted model, not a curated record
UGCGGGCUCCCGCCAUGCUGGGCGCGGUGAAGAUGGAAGGACACGAGGCUCCGGACUGGAGCGGAUUCUACAGCGAGGAGGUGUACUCUCCAAUGGGAGGUGGUGGAAUGGGUUCUGGCCUCGGAAUGGGCUCCAUGUCGGGCUACAUGUCCAGCAGUGGAACCACAUCGGGCUCCUUCAACAUGUCGUAUAGCGGGACUGGUUUGAGUCCUGCCCCAGUGGCGGGGAUGGGCGGUUCGGCUCCUGCAGCCAUGUCAGGUCUGGGAGGGGGUGUGGGCUCGAUGGGUGGAACCCUGAGCCCAUCCAGUAUGAGCUUGCAGCAACCCUCAAUGGGCCUGAAUCCAUACGGGGGCAUGAGUCCCACAAUGAGCACUGGCAUGGCGUAUAGCAGUACUGGACUGAACCGUGGCCGUGAGAAUAAGGCCUUCAGACGGAGCUACCCACAUGCCAAACCACCCUACUCAUACAUCUCACUCAUCACUAUGGCCAUCCAGCAGGCGCCCAGUAAGAUGCUGACUCUGAGUGAGAUCUACCAGUGGAUCAUGGACCUGUUCCCAUACUACCGUCAGAACCAACAGCGCUGGCAGAACUCCAUCCGGCACUCACUGUCCUUCAACGACUGCUUCGUUAAGGUGUCGCGCUCGCCUGACAAACCGGGGAAGGGCUCCUACUGGACCCUCCACCCAGACUCUGGGAACAUGUUCGAGAAUGGCUGCUACCUUCGCCGCCAAAAGAGGUUCAAGUGCGAGAAGAAGAUAUCUGCAAAAUCAGAUGGGCGAAAAGAUCAGGGGGGGGUGGGGGGUGGUAUAGAACACGUUUCUCCUGCAGGGGACUCCCUUAAACCUCCUGGACUCCUGGACUCCUCCCUGCCCUCCUCCAGCCAGGUGACUUCGCCUCAAGGUCUGGACAUGCGGGGUGGCAUCAGCGGAGCAGACCUGAAGGUGUCUGGCUCUCAUCUCCUGUCCUCCCUGUCAUUGCCCCCCCACUCCAUGACCCAUGAGUCCCAACUGCACCUCAAAGGAGACCCCCACUAUUCAUUCAAUCACCCGUUCUCCAUCAACAACUUAAUGUCGUCCUCAGAGCAGCAGCACAAACUGGAUCUGAAAGCCUAUGAGGCCCUGCAGUACUCCUCCUACAGUGCUGGGGGGGCAUCUGGCCUCGGGGGAAGGACCAUGGAACCUCUGGAGGCUUCUUACUACCAGGGGGUCUAUCCCAGACCGCUCCUCAACUCUUCAUAGUAUCUGCUGCACCUGCUAAUUUGACUCUGCAUGCAGCCAUCCUGGACUUCCUGUCUGACUGCGGCGAUGCUGAACUGGAUCGACUCUGCUGCUGCUGGUCGGCUGGUUUUGGAACUUCUGCACUGUGACUACGCCAGGACACGGACAUGUUAACUGUCAGCUGAUUAAACUGAUACCUGGUCUGUUUUCUCCUUUUACACACUGAGUCACAAACAGCUGAAGCUCACUUUUUUAAGGUUCAGGAUACCAACCGGUCAAAUGCUGAUUUACUGUAAACCUCCAACACAUUGUCCUCCGGUCAGACCAGGUUCCUCCGUCCAUGCAAUUCAGGAUCUUCGUUCAUGUUGAUUCUGCAGUUCAUAAUUUUGUGUUUAUAUCAGUUGUUGUGGACCUGGACAUCCAGACUCUCUAUUGGUCUCAAGACUCAAGAGAUAUUAACUUUAUGUUCAAAAUGAUUUCAGUGACACAAAGAGUGUUGAGCUUUGUCUUUAUCCAGCAUCUUUGUGGCUCGGAGGAAAGUUUUUAGGUGAAUCACUGAAAAGAGUUAACUGGAUGCUAACCUCAGGAAAGCUGCCGUAGGAUUAGAGUAAACCACCGACUUUGAUCCAGUUGGUGUUUUGUCCUGUUGAAAGUUUUAUUCACCAGAUUCGGGGGUUGCCUGGUGAUGGCAGUGAAGCGGCUGCUUUGUUGACACUGAUGAAGCUGCAGAUGUUUACAGAAACAAAUCUGGAUUCUAAAGAUGCUAACUGAUGUAUUUGAUCAGUUAUGAGGAGGAGUUAUUUCUCCCACGACCUUCUCGCUUCUCAGCUGACCUCCUGACGGGUUGCGACCCUCGGAGUGAGAAACCUCAGCACAGAUGAAACGGCUUUUGAUUUAAAGGGUCAGUUCACCCAAACGACUCAGACACAGAUUGCCCUGCCUCUCUGAACGGUGUCGUCUGUUACCGAGAAGAUUUGUCACAAAUCUCUGAGCUUUUCUGUUUUCACUAUGCCACUAACAGUUAGAUUAAAAAUAGUUUUGUCUUUUGAACGAAACCAAACUUUUUGUUUCACUGAAUUUUCUUCAUCUUAAAUCAACAUUUAUUCAUUAAAUUUCAAAUAAACAAAUACAAAUUUGGAAUGAAAGCAGGUGUGCAAUGACAACACAAUUUGAGAUCAGCUUCAUGAAGGGAAUCAAUCAUUUAUCCCUAGUUGACAAAUAUCGUUUUUUAAUUAGUAUUUUGGUUGUGAUGAACACAAAUGUCCUGUUUUAUUCACAUUAUUUCUCAUAAUGUAAUAAUUUCCAUUAUUUUAAAUACCAAGUUGCGAUCAAUAAUAAUUUCUACCGUUUAGAUGACUAUGUUGUUAACCUGUGAUCACUGAUCAAUAAUCCAUCUGUAGCUGUGACACUUGGACACAAUCCAUCAGUCACUUCUUAAAGCUAUUGAUUCAGCUUCGGAUCAAAGAUUUGUGUUUGUGACUCUCACUCGGUGUGAAAAAGGAGAAACCACUUCCUGUCUGCUUUCUGACGGUUGGUACGUCUGAUGAUAAAAAUCCUCUUUGUGUAUUUAAACUUCCCACAAUCACCGAUUAUUGGUUAUGAUUAAUAUAACCAUUUGCAUGAAGGAAGGCUCUUCUUCCUCUUCUGUUUUCUGGGGCAAAAACAAUUGAUUUCAAACUCAGCUUGAAAAGAGAGAGAGAGACAGACGGAGAGAGGAGGAUGAAUUAGUUA